AUGAGUGGAGACCAGCCGACAAAUGAAUUCGAAUUCGAUUUGUAUGAUGAUUACAGCGAUACUCAUAGUUUCACAACACGCAUCUGUUGUUUUAUAUUGACAGCACCGAAGUAUUUUCUUACUCGCGCAAAAGCUAUCAAUGAAACAUGGGCUCCGCGUUGUGAUCGAUACUUUUUCGUGUCGGAAUAUAUGGAAGACACAAUGACAUCUGAACAACUUAAUAUCACAAGGCAUUUACCUAUUGCUCCUUUAAAAGAACUGAAUGUUGGUUAUUCGCAUUUAACACAGAAAUCAACUCUGUCAUUCAUUCAUGCAUAUGAGAAUUAUUUGAACGAUUACGAAUGGUUUGUUAAAGCGGAUGAUGACACAUAUAUGAUCGUAGAAAAUUUGAAAACGUUUCUAAGUGGAAAAAAUGCAUCGGAACCAAUCACGUUUGGAUAUAAUUUUAAGGUGAAUAUGAGUAUUCAUUUCAUCUUGGUUUCUAAAGGAUAUCAUUCUGGUGGAGCAGCAUACGUACUCAGUCGUGAAGCCGUACGAAGGUUCUACGAGGCUCAUCGGAAUUCCGAUCCAAAGUGUCGCAAGGAUGGCGGUGCUGAAGAUGUGGAAAUAGCAAAAUGUUUACGGAAAACGGGUGUCUAUCCCGGAAGAUCUUUGGAUAAGCAAAAUCGCGAACUGUUUCAUCCACUUCCGUUUGUUGAUCAUUUCUACGGUUCAGUUCCCAAUUGGUUGGAGAAAAAUGCUGAGAAUCCAUUAAAAAUUUAUUAUGAUUGCUGUGGUGAUCAGACGAUUUCGUUCCACUACAUCCCACCUGAAGGCCAAUAUCUGAUGGAUUUUCUUAUCUACUCGACAUAA
This is a messenger RNA of Adineta ricciae, 852 nucleotides long. Lineage: Eukaryota; Metazoa; Rotifera; Eurotatoria; Adinetida; Adinetidae. The record is from the annotation of a GenBank genome assembly.